AUGGCCGUGGAGCUGAGAGCUCUCCUCCUCCUCUUCUGCUUCCCAGGUCUCCAGGCCCAAACAACUAAUGCUGAGGAGAGGCGACAGGAGGGGAGUGUUCUGUAUCUCCAGUGUCCUUACAUUGCAGAGAUCAUAAACUAUUACCAGAUAGUUUGGUGCCGCGUGAAGGAAGGACGGUGUGAUACCAUAGUGAGCACAAGCAGCCCACAGAGGGUUGAAGCCACAGGCAGGACAACUACACUAAGCGAUGACCCCGUGCAGAGGACUCUGUCUGUCACCAUGACUAAGCUCCGGGCAGAGGACUCAGGCACCUACUCCUGUGCUUACUCUGUCGAUAGAGUUUAUCGACUGAAGACAAUCUCCCUGAACGUGUUCAAGGAGGUGCUCAGGUGGGAGCUGGACAGCCUGGCCGUGCAGUGCCCGUACAGCAGCAGGGCGGUCGCGGCGGGGCAGAAAGUUUGGUGCCGAUGGGAAGGGCAGAGCAAGUGCACAAUCCUGGAGAAGACACAUCACUAUUCAACAUGGAGCCAGGACAGAGCUGUGCAGACCAGAAUAGAGAUCGAGGACUACAGUCAAAGGGCUCUCACUGUCACCAUCAAGAAGCUGCAGGCCUGGGACACUGGUGUGUACUGGUGUGCACACUACAGAGACUCUGGUCUCUCCCGGAUAACGGAGGUCGUGCUCUCUGUGGCCAAGAGGACCCAGCAGCACACAGCCAAGGAGUCAGGAAACUUCUCUGUGCAGUGUCUGUACAGAGCCGAGGACUAUAAGGCUGUGAGCAAAGCCUGGUGCAAAGUAGGAGCAAGGAAGGAGUGUCACAUACUGGCCACCACCAGCUCGCAGUCCCCGGGGCACAGCAGAGUCAGGAUCCAGGACGACACCGUUCAGGGGAUUCUCACCAUCACCAUGGAGAAGGUGCAGGCACAGGACUCUGGUGUGUACUGGUGUGCCCUCCACGAGCCCCCCGAGCUCUACCGCAUGGAGGAGGUCACGCUGCAAGUGGCCAAAGUGUUGGGUCGAACAGCCUCCUCAGAACCUGAAGGCACAAGCCAAGCAACUCCUUUGGAUGACAGCCCAGCAGAACCCAGCUCAAGCAUGGACACCUUCCUCCUCCUGUCUGUGGUGCUGGGCAUCCUGCUCGCCCUGGCUCUCAUCACCUCCACAGCACUGUGUGUCAGGCAGUGCAGGCAGAAGGACAGGACAGGUAAGAGAGAAGCAGAUGACACCUAUGAACAACCAGAGGCCACAGCAGAGCCUGACAGCACUGGAAGAAAGGAAAGUCUCAAUGAUGACAGCGGAGGCCUAAAAGGCAUUAACCUGGACUUGCAAUCCUGUUCCAGCCCUGAGGAUCCUCUUUACUCCAACAUUGAACCAAGUCAGGCUCUCAGGAAGCCCCAAAACAAAAGUGUGGAAUAUGCUGUCAUUGCAUUCAAGCAGUUCCCAAGGAGUGACAUGAAUUGA
This is a messenger RNA of Acanthisitta chloris (rifleman), 1461 nucleotides long. Its product is annotated as polymeric immunoglobulin receptor-like. The coding region runs from base 1 to 1461 and encodes 486 amino acids. The transcript is spliced from 8 exons. Gene Ontology annotation, cellular component: cell surface. Gene Ontology annotation, molecular function: signaling receptor activity. The record is from RefSeq and is a predicted model, not a curated record. NCBI's taxonomy places the organism in Eukaryota, Metazoa, Chordata, Aves, Passeriformes, Acanthisittidae.